AUUAAUUCCAGCGAUAAUAGAGAUCUCCACCCUUCCGCUCUCUAAAAAUACCCCAAAGCUAAGAAAGCCAAACCGCGACACCCCAGCCACAGACGGAGAUCCAUAAAUCAGCACCGCCCGGACUCGUUAGUGCCAAAACGCAUCUCCCCCCCGAAGGCAGUCAGAAUUCAUCCUUCCCUUCCUCUCCUGUUGGCCCCGAUAAUAUUCUCUCCCUUUUCUUUUCUGCUUUUCUGACCUUUUUCUCCCGCGCAUUAAUAUUCACCGUCCUCGUGCUCCCACAUCCCCCCCCUCCCUCUCCUCCCCCCUAUCAAUGCUCCAGGGGCAUUCCAUCGCUUUGACGGUGUCUAUCCGCCCCCAUCAUCAUGGCCAGCGGUAGGCCUCCAGGACUUCAUCCAGCCGCUGGCCGCGAUGACGAUCUGCUGCAGCUGGAGGAACCAACUCCCUUGUAUAAUCCGGGACAGGGCCCACCGGUCAACGAUGAACACUUGUUGCGACAAUUCAACAUCAACGACUCCGAUGAACCUCAACCGCGACCUUCCGUCUCCUACGAUAGUUUCGUCGGCGGCAGCGGCGGACAUCAACCGCCGCCGCAUCUCCAGCAGCAACACCCCGGCGCCCGUGCGAUGACCUCCGCGCACCCUCCCGUCCAGUCGGGAGCCUACAUGACCGAUCCGUAUAUGGGAACCGACGUCUCGAGGACCUAUUCGCAGACUUCCGGGCUGAGCAACUACCGUCGCUAUUCCGUUGACGACUACGAGGACGACCAUGGAUACUACAACAUGGACGAUGGGGACGACCCCUUACACUCCAGCCAUCGCGUACGGCAAGCCACCGAGCGGAAUAGCAUUCUGGGCCUGGGAGGCGGGCUGAUGGGCCGAGCAAAGCACAUGCUGGGCAUGGCUCCCGAAUACUCGGAGAUGGAUCUCCCGCUGACGGAGCACGGCGCGAGGGCGGCUCGCAUCGACAGCGCUGACCCGGACGAAACGAACGCGGCCGCUGCUCCCCGGUCCAAGAAGCCCAAGAAGCCCAGCUUCAAGUUUGGCUUUGGCCGCGGUAAGGUCGACCCGUCUACGCUGGGCCCUCGCAUGAUCGUGUUAAAUAAUCCUCCGGCCAACGCGGUGCACAAAUUCGUCGACAACCACGUGUCCACGGCCAAAUACAAUAUCAUCACCUUCCUGCCGAAGUUCCUCUACGAGCAGUUCUCCAAAUACGCCAACCUGUUUUUCUUGUUUACGGCUGUUCUGCAGCAGAUCCCGAACGUGUCUCCGACCAAUCGAUACACCACCAUCGGUCCGCUGUUGAUUGUGUUGCUCGUCUCCGCUAUCAAAGAACUCGUCGAAGAUUAUAAGCGGAGGACGUCAGACAAGAGUCUGAACUACUCGAAAACUCAGGUGCUGAAAGGGUCUGCGUUCCACGAUACGAAAUGGAUUGAUGUAGCGGUGGGCGAUAUUGUCCGGGUGGAGUCCGAACAGCCUUUCCCGGCCGAUCUGGUGCUCUUGGCAUCUUCAGAACCGGAAGGGUUGUGCUAUAUCGAGACGGCCAAUCUGGACGGAGAGACCAAUCUGAAAAUCAAGCAGGCCAUUCCCGAAACCGCCCACCUCGUAAGUCCGGCCGACCUCAGCCGACUGAGCGGCCGCGUUCGCUCCGAACAACCGAACAGCAGUCUCUACACCUACGAGGCGACGUUGACCAUGCACGCCGGAGGGGGAGAGAAGGAGCUUCCUCUAGCUCCGGAUCAGCUUCUUCUGCGAGGUGCGACGCUGCGAAACACGCCGUGGGUGCACGGAAUCGUUGUCUUCACCGGUCACGAAACGAAACUGAUGCGCAAUGCAACGGCAACUCCGAUCAAGCGGACCGCGGUCGAGCGCAUGGUCAACGUCCAGAUUUUGAUGCUGGUCGGCAUUCUGAUCGCUCUUUCUGUGAUUAGUUCCGUGGGUGACCUGAUCAUCCGGCAGACCCAGGCCGACCGACUUCAGUAUCUGGCCUACGGCAGCGUCAACCCGGUGAAGCAAUUUGUACUCGAUAUUUUCACCUACUGGGUUCUCUACUCGAAUCUUGUUCCCAUUUCGCUUUUCGUGACGAUAGAGAUCGUCAAGUAUGCACAGGCGUUCUUGAUCAAUUCCGAUAUGGAUAUUUACUACGACAAAACCGACACUCCGGCAACCUGUCGAACGUCUUCACUGGUCGAGGAAUUGGGCCAGAUCGAGUAUAUCUUCUCCGACAAGACGGGCACACUGACCUGCAACAUGAUGGAGUUCAAGCAGUGCACGAUCGGUGGGAUUCAAUACGGCGAGGAUAUUCCAGAAGACCGACGAGCCACAGUCGAAGACGGCGUCGAAGUCGGAGUCCACAACUUCAAACAACUGCGCGAUAACCUGCAGUCCCAUCGGACCAGGGACGCGAUGCACCACUUCCUGACUCUACUUGCUACAUGUCAUACCGUCAUCCCAGAGCGAAACGACGAAAAGCCGGGCGAGAUCAAGUAUCAGGCCGCGUCUCCAGACGAGGGAGCUCUGGUUGAGGGUGCUGCCCAGCUUGGUUAUCAAUUCACCAACCGAAAGCCGCGAUCGGUGCUCAUCACCGUGGGUGGUCAGGAGUAUGAGUAUGAGCUCCUUGCUGUCUGCGAAUUUAACUCCACCCGAAAGCGAAUGUCAACGAUUUUCCGCUGCCCCGAUGGCAAGGUCCGUAUCUAUACGAAAGGUGCCGACACGGUCAUCCUGGAGCGUCUGAAUUCAGAUAAUCCCAUCGUUGAAGCAACCUUGCAACAUCUGGAAGACUAUGCCUCGGAGGGUCUUCGAACUCUGUGUUUGGCCAUGCGUGAGAUUCCGGAGGAGGAGUUCCAGCAGUGGUACCAGAUCUACGACAAGGCGUCAACGACGGUCGGCGGCAACCGGGCAGAUGAGCUGGACAAGGCGUCAGAGCUAAUCGAGAAGGACUUCUACCUGCUGGGCGCCACGGCUAUCGAGGAUCGUCUGCAGGAUGGGGUUCCGGAUACCAUACACACGUUGCAGACUGCUGGAAUCAAGGUCUGGGUUUUGACUGGUGACCGACAGGAAACGGCUAUCAAUAUUGGCAUGUCGUGCAAGCUGAUCUCGGAAGAUAUGACCCUUUUGGUUAUCAACGAGGAAACAGCGCAAGCUACGAGGGACAACAUAACUAAGAAACUGCAGGCCGUUCAAAGCCAGGCAGCCUCCGGGGAAACCGAACCGUUGGCCCUUGUGAUUGACGGACGGUCCUUAACUUUUGCUUUGGAGAAGGAUAUGGAGAAGCUGUUCUUGGACUUGGCGGUUCAGUGUAAGGCAGUGGUUUGCUGUCGUGUUUCUCCCCUUCAAAAGGCUCUGGUGGUCAAGCUGGUCAAGCGUCAUCUCAAGUCGCUACUGCUUGCUAUUGGUGAUGGCGCCAACGACGUGUCUAUGAUCCAGGCCGCUCAUGUCGGCGUCGGUAUCAGUGGUGUCGAGGGUCUUCAAGCCGCUCGGUCCGCCGAUGUGUCGAUUGCCCAGUUCCGCUUCCUUCGCAAACUGCUUCUGGUGCAUGGCGCGUGGAGUUAUCAUCGUAUCAGUCGGGUUAUUCUGUACUCGUUCUACAAGAACAUUGCGCUCUAUAUGACCCAGUUUUGGUACUCUUUCCAAAACGCGUUCUCCGGUGAAGUCAUCUACGAAUCAUGGACUCUUUCCUUCUAUAACGUCUUCUUCACCGUGCUCCCUCCGUUUGCCAUGGGCAUCUGCGACCAGUUUAUUUCUGCCCGAUUGUUAGAUCGAUAUCCCCAACUGUACCAGCUUGGACAGAAAGGGAUGUUCUUCAAGAGGCACAGUUUCUGGUCGUGGGUUCUGAACGGUUUCUACCAUUCGCUGCUACUCUACAUCGUCUCCGAAUUGAUCUACUACUCGGAUCUGCCCCAAGCGGACGGUAUGGUCUCCGGCCACUGGGUCUGGGGUUCAGCUCUGUACACAGCCGUGUUGGCGACUGUGCUUGGCAAGGCUGCGCUGAUCACCAACAUUUGGACGAAGUACACGUUUAUCGCCAUCCCAGGCUCCAUGGUCAUCUGGUUGGCGUUCCUGCCGGCGUACGGGUACGCCGCGCCGGCCAUCGGCUUCUCGACCGAAUACUACGGUACGAUCCCGCGGCUGUUCAAAUCUCCCGUCUUCUACCUCAUGGUGGUGGUGCUACCUUGUGUUUGCCUCCUGCGUGACUACGCCUGGAAAUACGCCAAACGGAUGUACUACCCGCAGCACUACCAUCACGUGCAGGAGAUCCAGAAAUAUAAUGUCCAGGACUACCGGCCGCGCAUGGAGCAGUUCCAGAAGGCAAUUCGCAAGGUCCGGCAGGUGCAGCGCAUGCGCAAGCAGCGUGGGUAUGCAUUCAGUCAGGCCGACGAGGGCGGGCAGCAGAUGCGCGUUGUCAACGCUUACGAUACCACGAGGGGAAGAGGUAGAUAUGGUGAAAUGACUAGUUCCAGGGCCCUGGUUUAAUGAUUUCUUUUUCUGUGUGAUUAUUGUUCUAACAUUUUUUUUUGACCUUUUAACCUUGAACCUUCCAUUCUUCGAUCUUCUGUCUCUGUCUCUUGCUCUUGAGCUAACCCCUGACUGAGCCUUGAUUCCGACUUUGAUCCAAUCUAUGUUAUCAUGUGUAUUAGUUCGCUUGCUUGUUGCUAUUAUGCCUAACCUGCUGUUGCAUUUCUGGCGGUGAUUCGUUGAUUGAUUGACUCGAUUGAUUGAGUAUUUACUUAUUCAUUUCUUCUUGUUGGUUGUUGGGCGGAUUGAUUUGAUUUUAUAUCUGAAUCUAUAUCUGAUCCGAUUGGAUUGGAUGGGAUUUGUGACCUUUGUUUGAUUUUUUUAUAUUCCGAAUAUCUAUAUGAAUGAAGUCAAUGUGAAAAAUACGUU
Aspergillus melleus is the source of this 4880-nucleotide messenger RNA. It is a transcript of the gene DRS2, whose product is annotated as aminophospholipid-translocating P4-type ATPase DRS2. Lineage: Eukaryota; Fungi; Ascomycota; Eurotiomycetes; Eurotiales; Aspergillaceae. Gene Ontology annotation, cellular component: plasma membrane. Gene Ontology annotation, biological process: post-Golgi vesicle-mediated transport; endocytic recycling; phospholipid translocation. The record is from RefSeq and is a predicted model, not a curated record. The coding region runs from base 363 to 4469 and encodes 1368 amino acids. The transcript is spliced from 3 exons. Gene Ontology annotation, molecular function: magnesium ion binding; ATPase-coupled intramembrane lipid carrier activity; ATP binding.